AUGGCGGCGAGGAACUGGUGCUCGUACGUGGUGACCCGCACCGUCUCGUGCCACGUGCAGAAUGGCACCUACCUUCAGCGAGUGCUGCCGAAUUGCCCCUGGCCCAUGAGCUGUCCCGGGAGCGGGUACAGAACCGUGGUGAGGCCCACGUACAAGGUGAUGUAUAAGACCGUGACUGCCCGCGAGUGGAGGUGCUGCCCCGGGCGCUCGGGGCCGAGCUGCGAGGAAGUUGCAGGCUCCCCCAGCCGAGUGGUCCCCAGGUGGUCAGGUAACAACGUGCAACGAAUGGUGCUUCGACCCACGGCCUUCUCAGGUUGUCUCAACUGCAGCAAAGUAUUGGAGUUAACAGAGAGGCUGAAGGUGCUUGAGGCCAAGGUGGCUAUGCUAACAGUCUCGGGACAAGCCAUGCUGCCAGCCCCAACUGCCCCCGAAGACCCUGCCCCACUCUGGGGCCUGCCUGCUGCCCAGGGCAGCCCUGGAGAUGGAGGCCUGCAAGGCCCAGCUGGGACACUGACCCCUGCCUACUCAGGGCCACCAGGAGCCAGAGAGAACGUGAGGGCCCCACUGCUCUCUCGAGAUGACCAAGUAGGUGCUCGGGGGCUGCCUGGGCCCACUGGCCCCAAGGGGGACACCGGCAGCCGUGGCCCAAUAGGGAUGAGAGGCCCGCCAGGUCCACAGGGCCCCCGAGGGAGCCCUGGACAGGACGGAGCUGUGGGAAGCCCUGGAGAGAGGGGGCUUCCGGGUCCCCCAGGGCCUCCUGGUCCCCCUGGUCCCUCAACCCCCAUUGGACCACCCUACACUCAGAUAUCUGCACAGGGAGACCCAUUACUGUCCAACACCUUUACCGAGACCAGCAGCCACUGCUCCCAAGGAUGUGCUGGGCCCCCGGGCCCCCCAGGCCCCAUAGGGCCUCCUGGGCCUCCUGGUCCCAUGGGCAUCCCUGGGAAUCCUGGACACAUAGGACCUCAAGGCCCCACUGGUCCUGAAGGAAUCUCCGGCCGCCUAGGAGAGAAAGGCGAGCGAGGAUUGCGGGGGGAGCCUGGCCCCAGGGGCUCUGCUGGGCAGCAGGGAGAGCCUGGCCCCAAAGGAGACCCUGGUGAGAAGAGCCACUGGGGGGAGGGGUUGCACCAACUACGCGAGGCUUUGAAGAUUUUAGCUGAGAGGGUUUUAAUCUUGGAAACAAUGAUUGGGCUCUAUGAACCCGAGCUGGGGUCUGGGGCCGGUCCUGCUGGCACAGGCACCCCCAACCUCCUACGGGGCAAAAGGGGAGGACAUGCUGUCCACUACCGGAUCGUGGCCCCCCGGAGCCAGAACGACAGGGGCUGAGGGCAGCGGCAGCCCCUUGGGGUACACCGGGCCGGCCCCGCCCAGGAACCACCGGCCAUAUUUAUUGAUGUACUUGGGGGCCCUUCUGCCA
Messenger RNA from Echinops telfairi (small Madagascar hedgehog), 1417 nucleotides. It is a transcript of the gene EMID1, whose product is annotated as EMI domain containing 1. The transcript has 16 exons. The record is from RefSeq and is a predicted model, not a curated record. NCBI's taxonomy places the organism in Eukaryota, Metazoa, Chordata, Mammalia, Afrosoricida, Tenrecidae. Gene Ontology annotation, molecular function: protein binding. The coding region runs from base 1 to 1326 and encodes 441 amino acids.